AUAUUUUAUGAUUAAUUAAAAUGUUUAUAUUGAGUGUUCUGGCAUCUAAUUUUAUAGUAUUGCUAUUCUGUAGAGCAUUCUUUACAAACGGACCACACCAUUUCUACGGAAACAAAAUUCAAUCCGAAAACCUUCCAAGUUAAAUCUUCAAUAUUGCUUAUUGGAACAAAAAGUAGAAACAUAGAGCGGUUUAAAAACUCGCUGCUUGGGAAGACAAUUCCUACAACACUUACUUCAAGGAAAUGGAGUGUGUUUAAAAAGAAAACAAAAAGUGUGCACGAAUCGAGCGAGAAUAUAUCGCAUACGCCUGAAAUGCAAGACAAUUAUGAAAAGAAAAGAGGGAAAGCCAGCAAAGAAAGAAAUGGAAACAAAGGAAGUAGUAAUAUACACCUUUGCUACUCUAAUCGCAAUGACAGAGUGUUUAAAUUAGUAGGUCGUGUCCUGUGUAUGAUGACAGGGAAGUUGAUAAGUUUAAAGACGAAAUGAAAUCCUGUCUUGUUCUCUGUCGUGAGGGCUACAAUGCUGUCGUUGUGGUAUAUACAUCAGAUAAAGAAAAAGAGGCCACUUCUUUGAUUGAUAUUUUGCGUGAAAAUUUUGCUUUCAAUAUGAACAAUAUAAUUCUCAUUAAAACGAAAUACGUUCAUUGUAGAGAACAUAAACCACUUAGUAAUUCUACAAGUAAUGUUGCACAAAUGCAAGAUGAUUGUAUUGAAGCAGAAAGCACUGUUGAUUUUAGAGGAACAAAGGCUGAUCUUAAAUUUAAAGAUUUAUUUACAAAUAGGUACAUUGGACUUCAACUCCCUGCCACCGAGGAUAAUAUUAAUCAUAUUUUUAGGUUUAUUGAUGAAAUGGGCAAAGCAAACUCAGUUUCAUUAUUUAUAAAAUAUGAUAGAACAUUAACAUCCAACACUAUUUUAGAGACUGUGCUAAGAGAAUUAUCACUCUUGAUGGAAACUAUUACAAAAAGAAAAAAUAAACAUCAAAGAGAAACCGAACAAAGAUUCAAACUAUUACAGGAAACGUGGGAAAAAUUUGUUAAUUAUAAUGUCGACAAUGUAUGUGAAUCUGACAAUAACGUGUUGAUAGAGGAGGAUGAAUUAGAGGAUAUGGAAGACGAACGUGAAGAAACAGGUAGAGAGUUUAAUAAAGAGGCUUUGAGACAAAAGCAAGAAGUAUGUGAAGACGUGACGUAUCUGAUUAAAUGUUUGCAUAACGUUUAUUUUGCUGCACAACAAAUAGAGAGAAAUGAAAAAAUCCUGCUGCCUCAUGUCAUGAAAAUCUUUCAAAAUUUUCACGACUGGUAUGUGGAGAGUAUAAUUAGUAAAAAGGAUACAGUCCUUGAUAGUAAUUAUAAGAUGAGACUUUUUCAGAAAAUUGAAAAAAGACGACAUAAAACAAUUUAGAGACAAAGAAUGAAGCAAAAUGCCAAAAGAGUAUAGUUAAGAUUUAAGGCUGUUCUUUUAACAGUAAUAGGUUAAUUUAUUUGUACGAUUUACUUAAUUUAUUUUGUAGAAAUUGUCUCAUUGUUUGUAAGACAACAUUUGACUAUACUUUUACUUCUCCCCUUAACAUGUCUCUAAAUUGCAAUAUAAUCCACUUUGCAACAAAAAUUGCAAUACGAUUUAUACAAUAAACAUUUAUUAUCCUCCAUACAAUGCAUACUAAUACUGUGUCCAGGCCAUUUGUACAAUUUGGAUAUUGUAGUCCUUAUUCAAGACAUUUUUGCACUGCCGAGCUAUCCCAAAAAGUGUCCCACUGUAAAUAUUUUUUUUUCUUCUUUAUUGUGUAAUAAAGAAGACCCUAGGUCGAAACGAUUAUUGUACAUUGGUUUUAGCGUGUGAAGUUACUAUCUCUUUGUUUAUUACUACUUAUUACAUUACAAUGUAGUCCCGAUCUUACAUACUCGACCAUUUUGAUUUAUCUCGAUUCGGUGUUUGAAUAGUUUUCUACUUAAUAGAUUUUGUUUUCAGUUGCAGAUUAUUUCUGUAAACACAAUUAUGUUUUUAAAGUAAAUAAAAAACAGUGAUCUCAUAUAAACUUUCAGGUGUAUUUUCUUUAACAUUAAGACUGAU
This is a messenger RNA of Physella acuta, 2072 nucleotides long. RefSeq lists its product as uncharacterized. The record is from RefSeq and is a predicted model, not a curated record. Lineage: Eukaryota; Metazoa; Mollusca; Gastropoda; Physidae.